CUGCUCCGGCCGCGGGAGUUGUGCUGACGCCGACAGCAGAGGCGUCAUGCCUUCGCCGAAAGAAAGCGACGGAGCUCAUUGAUUAGGGUUGGAAUCUUCGAGCUGCCAAAUGUGCAAAAUCCCUUAAACACUCAGUAAACCGUCUACAGACCCUCUGUCCACUGAAACUGAUAUAAAGCUGCAGGCGGACGACGGCGAGCUGGCGCAGGUAGCAGGGUGCCCGUGGACCAUGAGAGACAGCGGGGCAAGCCUGGCUCAUAACCGCUGGCAGGGCGAGCUCUCGCUGACUGUGAGCCACGAGGGCACUCCUGGAGGAAUGGCAAGAGGGCAUCUGUUGAGCCCUGAUUCUCCUCACAAUACUCAAAGCCCCAUGCACUUAAAACUGAGCCAGAAGGAGCAGGUCUGGACUGGAGAGUACAUUGAGCCAGACGAAAUAGAUGAUGAAGACGAAGUGGAGGAAGAGGAGGAUGAGGAAAUAGAAGAUGAACAGAUGGAUGAAGGUGAAGAGAUCAAUUCUGAAUGUGCGCCGUUAGAAGAGGAGGAAGGAGUAGAGGACUGGCAUGCCCCACAUGAAUCACAGUUACGAGAACAGCAAUGCCAGAACCUGUCUCUGUCAGAUAAGGAGCAGGCCAAACUUGAAGCCAGAGACUUACCUGAGAGCCCUCUACGGGUUCGUCUUCGAGGGCUCAGGCAGCAGAGGCUAAAGCGAUGGAAGAGGCUUCGUGCCUGCAUGGGGCUGCGCUUCCGGCUCGCACACAACUGGAAGACAUGGCGGCAGCGUGCACAGUGGGUGGGCACGCUCGGGCACAGGCGGGCGAGGCGGUGGCGCCAGUAUAGUCUUUAUGCAAGCAGGCAGAGACGGGAUCCUGGCCCAAGCAGCUCAAGAUUAGUAGUUCAGAACGCACCUAGAAAUGAGACAGAAGCUCCGUUUGGUGACUUGAACGGUUAUCAUGGCAUUUCACAGUCCAGCUCAGCAAUCUGUGCUGGGAAAACUGAAGGGUGGAAUUUUUCCUCAAUGCUUGAGAAACCGACCAAGCAGAAGGUGGAGGUGGCCCUCACUGAAGAGCAUGUGUCCUGUGUCCAAGGCAUUUUGGACGAGUCUCUCCAUAAGUAUGGCAGUCUAAUCCCUAUACAUGCUGAUGACAUUGUAGAGCAACUGCAAGAGAUUUUCAAUGAGAAUUUCUCCCAGCCUCACAGGAAGGCAGAAGUGCAGCAGAUAAUCCAGUCCUACCAGCGGUCGCCAGGAACAAGCAUGUUACGAGGGUUCAGUGUAAACUACAAGCGUCAUGUCCUCACUAUGGAUGAUCUUAGCACCCUGUAUGGACAGAACUGGCUCAAUGACCAGGUCAUGAACAUGUAUGGAGACCUUGUAAUGGAUUCAGUGCCUGACAAGGUUCACUUCUUCAACAGCUUCUUUUAUGACAAGCUGAGAACUAAAGGUUAUGAUGGUGUGAAACGGUGGACAAAAAAUGUUGACAUCUUCAGCAAGGACCUACUCUUGAUUCCCAUUCAUCUGGAAGUGCAUUGGUCACUAGUAUCAGUGGACAUCAAGCAGCGUUCCAUCACAUACUUUGACUCCCAACGAACUCUAAACCGUCGUUGUCCCAAGCACAUUUUUAAGUACCUCCAGGCAGAAGCUAUCAUAAAGCAGCAGAGGGAUUUCCUCACAGGGUGGAGAGGCUUUUUCAAAAUGAAUGUAGGGAGGCAGAAUAAUGACAGUGACUGCGGGGCAUUUGUCCUUCAGUACUGCAAGUGUCUGGCAUUGGGACUGCCCUUUAGCUUCAGUCAGCAGGACAUGCCUAGACUGAGGAGACUCAUGUACAAAGAGCUUUGUCACUGCAAGCUCUCACUGUGAUACCUAAUGGCAGUGCAAAAAGUGGAUGGUUGAAAAAACAUGUGGAAACUCCCAUCUGUGCAAAGACAGGACAUUGCUGGACAUUGCGUUUUCAAACCCACUUUUUCAUUUUUGUUUUGUAUCAGUGUUACUUUCUUGUGUUUGUCAGAGGCCAAUGUCUUUUCUAACGGCUACUUUAUUGAAAUGUGGCAUUUUGAUGGGAGCCAUUUUGAACUCUUGGCUUCCACAGUGUUUUUCUAUGAUUUUUCUCUCCAUCUGUAAAGGUGUUAAUGCUUUUAUUAAGCGUGGGAAGUGUCAUGUUACUCAAAUGUGCAAGCGUAAUCAUGUUUCACUCUUAUUUUUCAAUAAAUCAUGCCUUAUGAAAACCGA
Colossoma macropomum (tambaqui) is the source of this 2224-nucleotide messenger RNA. RefSeq names its product SUMO specific peptidase 3b (gene senp3b). The coding region runs from base 230 to 1855 and encodes 541 amino acids. The transcript has 11 exons. NCBI's taxonomy places the organism in Eukaryota, Metazoa, Chordata, Actinopteri, Characiformes, Serrasalmidae. Gene Ontology annotation, cellular component: nucleus. Gene Ontology annotation, molecular function: deSUMOylase activity. The record is from RefSeq and is a predicted model, not a curated record. Gene Ontology annotation, biological process: protein desumoylation.